GACAAUUCUCUGACCUCGCCUGUCUGGUCAGCCUCCUCUGUCUCAGGUUUUCUCCAGUUCCUACACAACGCCGCACCUGCCCCACAGAGUCGGCCACACUCGACCUCACGGCUAAGUCGUAUAAGGUCAGACACUUUUCCUUCGCCCUUCACGAGGCUGGCGAGUCAUCAAAGAACGGAAAGUGCAAACUGGGAACACGUCGUAUUCACUUUUGGUUUUCAAGCUGGAGGAUUAGCAGAAAGCUUCCUCGGGAGAACAGGCGACUAAAACAUGGAUACAGACCGACAGGAAGAAGUCGAGUCGCCUAUGCUCGAGGACUUCCUCGACUGCGAGCGAUUGGCCUCGGAUUCAGACGGCGACAGUUCCAACUGCACAUCUCCUAGGAAGUCACUGAAACGCCUCCACAUCCACGUCGACAUGACCGACAGGCAGUAUCUUACGCCUUUAGCUCAUCACACAGAGCGGGCCCCGAUCGACGGCUUGCCAAUCUGCACCAGCAGUGCGCCAACCGGCGCCUACUCUUCGCCAGAUCUUGAUCCCUACAGCGCAGUGUCUGGUGUCUCAUCAUUCAACUACCCGGCGGCCGCUGACCCCAGUCUCCUCACUCCCGCAUCCAGCGCGGGCAGCCCGCCUCUGCAGCAUAGGCAGUCAACGAAGCCCAUGCGAAGUUACCACACUUCCCAGCCGCCAGCUCUCGUAUCGCAGGCUCCCACCCCUCCCGACUCGUCCAAGAUGUAUGGCUACGGCGGAUACGACGUGCACUCCAGCCAGAGCCCGUCACCCAUGACUGUGAAUCCGGCAGCGACCGAAGCCGGGCCUUAUAGCAUGCCCCCAUAUAUGGCGCAGUCUUCCCCCGGUAGCCACCAUCCGCCGUCGCCCAGCUUGGAGCUUCCGCCGCCGCCCAUCGAUCCCUACCUUGGUCAUUUCACCGUCUCAGGCGCAACCGACGGCGAGGUUACGCACCAGUCGCUGCCAGAGUACCACCCGUACGGCGUACAGGUUGCUACUCCCGGAUCGUACCUCGACCAGCAGCAGCAGCACGGCCCCCCUGGCACGCCACACAUGCAGCAGCGCAUGCCUCCUAACGGGGCGGCACCAGUCCUAUCACAACCACACCCAUCACAUUUCAAACCACAUGUGACGCCCCAGGCUGGAGCCAUCGAAGACCUGCGGGAUCCCGGCCUGCUACUCGGGCACUUCCCAGCGCACGGAGCUCUCAGCCCUGGCCGCAGGCCGCCGCCGCGAAAAAAACCAUCGUCUUCCAGGAAGCCGUCCCGCACACCCAGGCCAACACCUCACAUGGGUUCCGAUGUCAACGGCCAGUUGAGAGCAGAGGACGACGGGGAAGAGCUCACGCUGAGAGACGACGCCCCCGAGGACGACAAGUACCUCUUCCAGCUCCGGAAAGAGUUCCUAUCCGAAAAAGGCAAGGGCAUGUGGGAGGAGAUGAAGGCGAAGUACUCGGAGAAGCAUCAGGGCAACUGGGAAAAGGCCGCUCUACAAAUGAAGGUCUCCCGAGCGGUGGCAAGGUAUGGCGUGUGGCCAGAGAAAGAGAUUCAAAGGCUAAGAGAAGCAUUCGAGUACUUUGAGGAAAUGCGGUACCAGUUCAUCAUUGCCCGGAUGAAGGAGAUGGGCGGCUGCCGGGUGUGGGACUGGAAGAAGCCACACAUCGUAGCGAUGCUUGUCAAGCUCGGCCUCGAAGAGGAAACGGUGAACGAGAAGACGGGCAGUCGUCGGCGCAAACAGAAGGCAGCCAGGAGGCACGGCAGCCCUCAAGUCGGCGGCGGACACGCCGUCAUGGGCGACUGGUCCAACGGGCUCGGUGUACACCCAACCUUCCGCGGCCACGCCCACGCGCACCAUGUCGCCGCCAACAACAUGAUGGCCGACGACUUUGCCGCGCAGCCUCCCAACAUGAGUCCCAAGCACGAGGAUGACUUCAUCAACCAGGUCUUCGCAGAAGUCAAGGCGGAGCGGAGCCUCAGCCCGGACGACAGCAUGGAGGGGCUCUCGUACGACAGCCCCGGGGACCCGAGGCGUCCUUCGACGGCCGCGACACGCGAGCUCAACCACCAUGCCAGUGCGAGGGUGGCACAGCAGGCGUGCAACCAGAUGCUUCGGCAGCCUCCCUCACAGAUUCCCGAGUACGGCACACAAUAACCAGGAUGAUGGCGCAGCAGACGAAGCAGAACAACCGGGAACAAAACGAAACAUGAAACAAGAACAGCGGGGUAUAAUCAAGGGCAACCUGGAGUCACGGGGUUUAGGGGUU
Molecule: messenger RNA, 2272 nt
Organism: Parathielavia appendiculata
Lineage: Eukaryota; Fungi; Ascomycota; Sordariomycetes; Sordariales; Chaetomiaceae
Exons: 3
Coding region: 271-2160 (629 amino acids)
Source: RefSeq, a predicted model, not a curated record